AAGGGUUGCGACGUCCCAGGAAUACACAUUCAUCACAUGAAGGAGAUCGAAGAACAAUAUCAGUUAUUGAAUCGUGAACGAUCACGUAUCAACGAAAAAUUAGCACAGGAGAUGGCAGAUGAACAACAAAUAAACCAAAAAUUAUUGAGGUUUUUGGACCUUGAUAAGCAAAUAGAAUGGAGGAUGUUGGAAAUUGAGAGUCUUCAACGUUGGGAUCCAGAUAAACUCAAGCUAAAUUUGCCAAUCAGUUCCGUAUCCAGAACAACCGGUGUUUAUUGUUUGACAGGAAAAGAUGCUCAAACACCUGUAAGGCCAGAUCUAAAACGUUGCCAGAAAAGGCUUGUCAAGAAAGAGAGGAUGGACAUCAAUUAUUUGAAAGAAGUUCAAGAAGAACAUAUAUGUUCAAUGAAAUCAAGUGAGAUACCAUAUUCUGGCACACAAGAACUUACCGAUAUGAUCGAGAGCAUGUUGCAAAGGAUCCAACAUGGGAACAAGAAACGCGCUGACGAAAUGAAAAUAUGUCAACAAUUAAGCAACUUCUUGGAGACAAAAGAAAGUUACAUUGCACCAGAAUCCCGCCCUCAUUGGUACACACUACAGCGAAGAUCAAAGCGAGAUACCAAUUAUGAGAGAUAUAGAUGGCAACAUAAACUAAGUAUUCGGUUGGACUACAUUGAGAUACUAAAGAGGGAACAAAUCGAACGUCAGGCAAGAGUUAAACAACUUAAAGCCAAGUUGCAAUAUGUUAGAAAGAAGAUCAAUUAUUUAAACAAGAAGCUUGAAAAUGUUGAUUCAAAGAUAUUUAAGGCCAAUAAACGUGCCAAUGAGCUUGGAGACAAUUUGUUAAUGCACUUUGGGUGAUAAGUGCAUGCCUUCCAAUUGUUAUAAGGGUCUUUAUUGUACUUGUCUUGAAACUUAGUCCAAGGUUUAUCCUUGGACAAUUUGUCCAAGUUUAUGUCUAGAACUUUUGUCAGGGGUUGUGUUUAGGAAAAAGUGAGGGUUUUUGUGUAGAUUGUUUUGUCCGGACUUCUAGUAUGUCUUAGAGCCCGUGGUUUGUCUUUUUUGGGCUUUGGGCCCUUGUCUCCGGACAAUGUGUUGUCCGGAGUUUGUCUUGUAUAUAUACCGUUAUGUGGAAUAGACAAGACGGCGAUUCUGUAUGAAA
Messenger RNA from Helianthus annuus (common sunflower), 1162 nucleotides. RefSeq lists its product as uncharacterized. The record is from RefSeq and is a predicted model, not a curated record. The coding region runs from base 37 to 861 and encodes 274 amino acids. NCBI's taxonomy places the organism in Eukaryota, Viridiplantae, Streptophyta, Magnoliopsida, Asterales, Asteraceae. The transcript has 4 exons.